Messenger RNA from Strongyloides ratti, 1875 nucleotides. RefSeq names its product Protein kinase domain and Serine/threonine-/dual specificity protein kinase, catalytic domain and Protein kinase-like domain-containing protein. Bases 1 to 1875 code for a protein of 624 amino acids. The transcript has 4 exons. Gene Ontology annotation, cellular component: nucleus; cyclin/CDK positive transcription elongation factor complex. Gene Ontology annotation, biological process: transcription elongation by RNA polymerase II; protein phosphorylation; positive regulation of transcription elongation by RNA polymerase II. NCBI's taxonomy places the organism in Eukaryota, Metazoa, Nematoda, Chromadorea, Rhabditida, Strongyloididae. The record is from RefSeq and is a predicted model, not a curated record. Gene Ontology annotation, molecular function: cyclin-dependent protein serine/threonine kinase activity; ATP binding; RNA polymerase II CTD heptapeptide repeat kinase activity.
AUGUCUCCAGAUAGAGGUGACUAUAAGAGAAGGAGUCAUAUUGAUUCUCCUUAUAGAGAUCAUCGUAGAAGUGAUCGAGAUCGCCGAGAAAGAAAGCAUAGAAGAAAUCAUCGAGAUUAUACACCAGAUAAAAAAUCUCGUUCAUAUUAUGACAAUGGUAAAAGUGAAAGUAGAAGACAUGAAUCAUCAUCACAUAGAAGGCAUCGAUCUAGAAGUAAAGAAAGAAGUGAUAGAGGAGGUUGUGGAAGGAUAUCUAAAAUAAGCUCAGCAAGUAUAACACCAUCCCCAGAAAAUAUUUCUGAUAUUGAAAGGGAAGGUACAUUAGCUGGUGAGAUUUCUAAACAAAUUGCUUCCAAAAAUCGUUCCAGUGAAACAUCCUAUCGCGAAUCCUCAAAACAUAAACGUGGUAAGAGUAAAAGUCCAAGAAAAUCUGAUAAACAAAAAACAUCAAGAAUAUUUAAAUUUCCUAGAGGGAUCUCAAUUAGUAGUGACAGUUCUUCAGAGGAAUCUCCGCCAAAAAAAACUUUGAAGAAAGAAGAAAAAGUUACUAGUAAAAAGGCAAAAGAAAAAAAUGGUUUCAGUAUAUCUCCGCCACCUGCUCCACCACAAGCUUUACCACCUUCAUUUAAACCAAUUUUUGUACAAGCUACAACAAUAUCACCUUCACCUCCAUUAACAACAUCGUCAGGUGUUAAAGAUGAGUUAUUGGCAAAUGCUAUGGAUAUAUCACCUCCUGCACCACCAUUACUGGAGAGUAAUAAAAGGCCGAUUAUUUUUAAUAAACGAGUUUCAACCAUUACAACAUCCGAAUGGGGUAAUGAUGCUGAAGAUAAUUAUGAAAUUGAAAAACAAGUUGGUGAAGGUACUUAUGGUCAAGUAUUUAAAGCUAAACAAGUUACAAAAGGUACUAAAGUUGCAUUGAAAAAAGUUCGUCUUGAAAAUGAACGUGAAGGCUUUCCUAUUACAGCAAUUAGAGAAAUAAUCAUUCUUCGUCAACUUUCUCACAAGAAUGUUGUAAGUUUACUUGAUAUUGUUACAAAUAGGAGUGUAAAAUCAGAAAAGAAAGACUCAAAAAAUAAUAUAUCGUCAUUUUAUCUAGUGUUUGAGUAUCUCGAUCAUGAUUUAGUUGGUGUAUUAGAUUCACAAGUAGAAGCUUUCACAGAAUUACAAGUAGCAUCAUUUAUGAAACAAUUAGCGGAAGGUUUAGCAUAUUGUCAUUCAAGGAAUUUUCUUCACCGUGACAUAAAGGGUUCAAAUAUAUUGUUAAACAAUAAAGGAGAAAUAAAAUUAGCCGAUUUUGGUUUAGCUAGGUUUUACAAUGAAAAACAAAAACGUCUUUAUACCAAUCGUGUUAUUACACUAUGGUACCGACCACCAGAACUGCUACUUGGAGCAGAACAAUAUGACACAAAAGUUGAUGUAUGGUCUCUGGGAUGUAUUUUACCUGAAAUGUUUACAAGGAAACCGUUGUUUCAAGGCAAUAAUGAAUUUAUACAAUUAGAAUGUAUUAGUAAAAUAUGUGGAACUCCAACCAUUGAUUGUUGGCCAGAAAUUAAUUUAUUACCGCACUUUAAUAAUUUUAAACCUAAAAGAACAUACCCUCGUAAUUUAAAAGAGUCAUUUAGGGAGUUAAUACCAGAAGGAGCAUUAGAACUUUUAGAUGAGAUGUUAACACUAGAUCCUAAGCGUCGUCCGAGUGCAGAAAGUGUGUGUAAACAUCCAUGGCUUCGGAAUAUUGAUCCAUCAAAAAUCGAACCUCCUAAAUUACCAGCAUAUCAAGAUUGUCAUGAAUUGUGGGCAAAGAGUCAAAAAAAGAGUAAAAAAAUAGCUAAAUCAAAUGGCAUUUUUAUUCCGAAUGCUGUACCAAUAUCAUAA